AUGAGACUAAGUAGAAUAGGGACUCCCAAAGUGUCAGUCACAAGGGUCAUUCCCGUUCGUAAUGUGGUGAUAGCGAGGAGAAAACCUGUCAGAGCAAGUAACACCGACGCAAAGACAUGGCUAAUGAAAGAAGAGCAGAGAAGAAUAAGACAGAAGGAGCAGGAGAUGAAACAAAGGCUAGAGGAACUAGAAAGGUUCAAAACAAAAGUACAGAAAUCAUAUAUAAGGAAAGAGGAUAGGCAUUUGGCACAAGAGAUAGAAAAGGAUCUUGACAUAAUCACUGAUGAUUACAAUUUGGACAGCGAUGUAGACCUGGUCUUUGGAGAACUCAUGCAAGCAGAAGAGCAGCCCAAAUCGUUGAAGAGUUUACCAGGAGCCAGUGAUGCAAGUGAUAACACAGAUAAAUCGGUGGAACUGUUUUCCUUUCCAUCUCCGAAUCUGACGCUACCUGAAAAGGUGAUACACCAUAUUGGGCCACUGGUGAAGCACAUCAGUAAUCCUGAAAACAUUCAAUGGGGGAGACUUUUACUGGAUUUGGAAAAAAAUCAGGGGUUUAACGGUCUAUCUGCCGUAGAUGUUACCAGACUGAUUCAAAAUAUACCCAAAGAGGAAAAAUAUCAGCAUAUGUCUUUGAUUCAUGAAAUGAUGUUUAACAGUGGGAUCAGUCCUGAUCGGUACUUGACAGAUUUGAUGAUGACUGCCUUCUCUGAAAGGAGCUACUAUGAACCAUUGGUUGAGGCUCUUUUCCAAGACUAUGACAUCAAUGGCUGGGCUCCAACAGAUUAUACUUUUGGAGCAUUGAUCAAAGUAUAUUCCAAGGGAAAGAAGCUCGAUAAGAUCAAUAAUCUUCUGAAUCAAAUGAAACUAAAAUACCAUAAGGAACCCAAUAAAAAGAUAUAUACCAUGGUCUUACAAACCUGUAUGAAGAUUGAUGAUUAUAAAAAGACUUCUGAGGUCUUUGAUGCCAUGAAGUUUAAUUCUGUCGCCACUAAUCCAGAUACGACGGCUUAUGGUUCGAUGAUAUUAAUGCAUGUGCUCAAUGAUAAUGUGGAAGCAGCAUUGGAUCUGUAUGACAAUUUGGAAACAGAACCAGACGAAACCAUUCUGCUUGCUUUGGCAAGAGGUUGUUCUUCAAGAAAAGUUUUGAUCAACCGGGGAUGGGAUUUCAUUAUUGAAUACUACAAGAGAAAGUUUCCAUUGAAUGAAAAAUUAAUGACCGUGAUGAUGUACCUUACUAGCAGAGACGGAGAUCUAUCCCUUACCAGAGCUAUCUACAAUACCAUUCACGAGUCAAGGUUCAAGAUGACUGAAUCGUUCAGUAUGAAUAAGAAUGAUGGAAUAGCUCUGAAUGUAUUGUUGCGUGGAUAUUUCAAGUAUCCGGACAACCAUACUGUGCAAUCCAAAACCAACGAUGCAGUGGUGGCAUUGAGACGCAGCACAUUGGCAUUGAAUCAUUUUGGCUACCAUCCUAAAGCUACACCUUUCCUUCCUGUGAACGAGCUUGAAGAGAAGCACAUAUUACCAGAAGUCCAGGCAAUCUGGUCAUAUAUCAUUCUGCAUUACCCUGAUAUUGUCACAUCCGAACUGGUAGGAACUUACUUGAUGAUAUUGGCGACUCGAGGUUCAAUGGCUGACUUUAACAAAGCUUUUGAAGAAUUGACGUUGAAACCUGUGUUUGAACAGGUCGACAAUGCAGUAGCAGUGGAAGAAGAAUCUGAGCAAUCUUCCGAGCUGUCAGACCUUCGUUUAACUCCUCUGGCCAUCAGGUUAUCCUCCAAUAUCCAGAUCAAAUACCCCAGAAAUCAUGACAUCUACCAUAUAGCUCUUCAGGCCUGUAUCAACAACAAAGACAUAGAACUUGGCCAGAGGAUUUGGCAGGAAAGAGGGAGGUUUAGAAAAACGCCCGAAUUUUCAAUGCAACCCAGAAACGUCAAACACAACCAGGAUUUUGAGUUUGCUAGAGACAUGUUGAAACUCUUAGUCAAUUGCAAUGAACUAAAUGACGCUUGCAGGUUGCUUCUUUCAACAGAGACUCAAUUUAAUUGGGAAUGGACAUACGUGAAACCAGUGUACAUAAUGGCAGAACAACUUGGAGAUGAGUAUGCCAAAAAAGUGGUAAGACGAGUAGUCCGAAACAAAAAGUCCAAGUGGAGAGAAGAGUAUCUCCAAGGUAUGUAA
Molecule: messenger RNA, 2178 nt
Organism: Komagataella phaffii GS115
Lineage: Eukaryota; Fungi; Ascomycota; Pichiomycetes; Pichiales; Pichiaceae
Exons: 1
Coding region: 1-2178 (725 amino acids)
Molecular function (GO): protein binding
Source: RefSeq, a predicted model, not a curated record